CAACAACAACAACAACAAUCAACUUUCCACCAUGAAUCCAGCAACGGAUCCUUGGGUUAUUACCCAACGAGAAAAGCUGAAAUAUGUAGAACAAUUUAAGGCUUUACAGCCACAAGGCGGCUUUGUCACCGGUGGCCAGGCCAAGGGUUUCUUUUUGCAAUCACAAUUGCCUCCACUGAUACUCGGACAAAUAUGGGCUUUGGCUGAUACGGAUUCCGAUGGCAAAAUGAACAUAAACGAGUUCAGCAUUGCAUGUAAAUUAAUCAACUUGAAAUUACGUGGCAUGGAAGUGCCCAAGGGCUUACCACCAUCUUUGCUGGCCUCAUUGAAUACCGGUACAACUCCAACAUUGACACCAACGGGCGCCAGCAGUCUCAGUCCCAUUGAAGCAACAAAAUCCGUCGUUGCAGCCGCCAAGCCAGAAGUGCCAGCGAUGCCUAAUGUUCCCAUGACAGCAGCUGCUGCGGCUACAGCUGCAGCGCCAGCACCACUUGUGCCAAUGCCUGGUGCUGUGCCGAUAGUGCCAGGUAUGGUGCCCGGUACACUUCCUGGAAUUGUGCCACAACCUAGUAUGGCUCCAGCAGCUAUGGUCGGAAUACCACCCAUGCAACAAAUGACUGGCGCAGUUCCUGUGAUGCCAGCCGCCAUGCAAGCAGGUAUGAUGCAUGGUGGUGUUGCUGGUGUUGCCGGAGUUCCGGCGGUAGCAGGUAUGCCAGUGGUAACACAACCGGGUGCCAUGCCCGGAAUACCACCGGUAGCGGGCAUGAUGCCUGGCAUGGUGGCCGGUGUGGCGCCGAAUGUUAUGCCUGGUGCAAUGCCCGGUGCAAUGCCCGGUGUAGUGCCUGGAGUAGUGCCUGCAGCAGUUGCUGCAGCAAAAGUCGUAUCGCCUCCAACAGCGGUGGCAGCAGUACCCACACCACCUCACAGCAAUCCUCCAAGUCGAAAUAUGUCUAUAUCAGAGAGGGCACCUUCUUUAGAAUCACCGCAGGGCGAAUGGGCGGUUAAGGCUCCAGCCAAACGUAAAUACACCCAAGUAUUUAAUGCCACCGAUCGUAAUCGCACCGGUUAUCUAACUGGCCCACAAGCUCGUGGCAUUCUGGUGCAAAGCAAAUUGCCUCAAGCCACCUUGGCUCAGAUAUGGACACUCUCUGAUUUAGAUACCGAUGGUCGCUUGAGUUGUGACGAAUUCAUAUUGGCCAUGUUUUUGUGCGAUAAGGCCAUGAAUGGUGAAAAAAUACCACCCACCCUACCCGCAGAUUGGAUACCACCCAGUUAUCGUAAGACUAAAUCGCGACAAGGCUCAGUUUCGGGCACUGUUUCCAGGCCAGGUUCUCAGCCGGCUUCACGGCAUGCAUCGGUAUCUUCUCAGGGUGCUGGAGAAGCGGAUCCUUUGGCUGGUUUACCUCAAACCUCUUUCGAAGACAAACGCAAAGAGAACUUUGAUAAAGGCCAAGCAGAACUUGAUAGGCGACGUAAGCUGCUGCAAGAUCAGCAACGUAAGGAAAAGGAGGAGCGGGAACGCAAAGAACGUGAGGAGGCCGAAAAACGCGAAAAGGCUCGUUUGGAAGCAGAGCGUAAACAACAGGAAGAGCUAGAAAGACAAUUGCAGAAACAACGUGAACUGGAGCAAGAGAAAGAAGAACAACGAAAACGUGAACUAGAAGCCAAAGAAGCAGCCAGAAAAGAACUUGAGAAGCAACGUCUACUGGAGUGGGAACAGGCACGCAUUGCUGAGCUAAACUCACAAAAACAGCGUGAACAGGAGCGUGUGCUCAAGCAGAAAGCCCAUAAUACUCAGUUGAAUGUGGAGUUGAGCACAUUAAACGAAAAGAUAAAAGAUCUUUCGCAAAAGAUUUGCGAAACACGAGCCGGUGUCACCAAUGUCAAGUCAGUAAUUGAUGGCAUGCGUUCUCAGCGAGACACUUCUAUGUCCGAUAUGUCACAACUUAAGGCCCGAAUUAAAGAACAAAAUGCAAAACUGCUACAACUAACACAGGAGCGAGCCAAGUGGGAUGCUAAAGCCAAGGCGGCAGCUGCUGCAGGUGAUGCUGGCCAACAAGAACAAUUAACGGCAGCUUUUGCCAAUAAACAACUCAUUAUCAAACAACUAAAAGACAAAGUGGAGAAUAUAAGAUCAGAAAUGGAAUCAAAGAAGGAAGAUAUCAACUCACACGAUUUACAAGUGACCGAAGUUAAAGGCGAACUAUCUGAUCUUAUAAACAAAUGUGAAGAACUCUAUGCGGAUUAUGACAAACAACGCACUCAAAUUUUGGAAAUGAAAUACAACAAGAAGAACGAAAAUGUCACAGCAACCUCAGCAUGGGAUACCGGUUCGGCUUGGGGUGCUACAACUACUUCCAGCAUCGAUCAAUAUGGCAUUACGAAUGAUAAUAGCACUGCACAGACUAUGGAAAAUGCCGUCGAUACAAGUGGCCCAGCACCUGAGGGUUUCGUUAAAUACAAAGCUGUCUAUGAGUUUUCAGCACGAAAUGCCGAUGAAAUAUCCUUUGUUCCUGGUGACAUAAUAUUUGUGCCAUUGGAACAAAAUGCUGAACCUGGUUGGUUGGCGGGUGAGAUAAAUGGCCAUACGGGUUGGUUCCCCGAGACCUAUGUGGAAAAACUGGAAGAAGAACCGGCGGCGGCAGAGAGCUAUACCAGCGCGCAAGAUACAUUCAAUGAUAAUAGUCAGCAAUAUAGCACCACUACUACUACCACAGACUCCACAGCUGCUGCCCCCACAGAUGCCUAUAAUGGUGAUGUCGAAUAUUACAUAGCUGCUUAUCCUUAUGAAUCUGCUGAAGCGGGCGAUUUAACUUUUGGCGCCGGCGAAAUGGUGAUGGUGAUAAAGAAGGAGGGCGAUUGGUGGACGGGUACAAUAGGAAAUCGCACUGGCAUGUUCCCCUCGAAUUAUGUACAAAAGGCCGAUGUAGGUGGUACAGCGACAACGACGAUUACAGACGCUGCGGAGGAACAAUUUGAUGAUACCUAUAAGGAUAAUACAUAUAACGGAAAUGCUCAUCAUGAGCAGAUAACAGAAAAUGCUACGACCGAUUUGUCAGAGUCAAUGCCCGCUGCCGAAACGCAAUUAACCAAUGAUAUGCCCCCCGCCUCUAAUGAUAGCGUUAAGACUCAUGAUGAUGCGGCCGCGGUAGCCGAUGAGACACGUACAAAUGAGGAAUUGGAUACGGAAGUCUCGCAAAUAAAUACGCAAUCUAACAAUAAGACACAGUCUAGUGAACCUGCUGAAUCGUAUAGUCGUCCCAUGUCACGUACUUCUUCCAUGACUCCAGGUAUGCGAGCUAAACGUUCGGAUAUUGCACAAGUUAUUGCUCCCUACGAAGCCACCAGCCCCGAGCAAUUGUCCUUGACUCGUGGCCAAUUGAUAAUGAUCCGUAAGAAGACCGAAACGGGCUGGUGGGAAGGUGAACUUCAAGCUAAAGGACGUAGACGUCAAAUUGGUUGGUUCCCUGCCACCUAUGUGAAGGUGUUACAGGGUGGUCGUAACAGCGGUCGCAAUACCCCAGUUUCGGGCAGUAGAGUUGAAAUGACUGAAACGAUUUUGGAUAAAGUUAUUGCCCUAUAUCCAUACAAGGCACAAAACGACGAUGAAUUGUCAUUUGAUAAGGAUGACAUUAUCAGUGUACUGGGACGAGAUGAACCCGAAUGGUGGCGCGGUGAAUUGAAUGGUCUUACCGGUCUCUUCCCCAGCAAUUAUGUGGGUCCAUUUGUGACGUCCGGCAACGUAUAACAAGUUAUGCCCGCUCCUGCAUAUUAAGAACCAAGCAAAAGGGAUAUAUAAAAUAAAAAUGUAUUUAAUCUAUAACGAAGAACCAAAAUAGUUGGCAAAUAGCUGGACAUAUUAACAUAAAUUUAAAAUGAAAAAAAAAACAAAACAAAAAAAAAAAAAACAACACAAAGCAACUACGAAUUGUAUUUAGAAUGAAAGAAAAUUCAGUAAAUCAUGAAAAAAACAAGUUUUGGGAAAAAAACUAAGAAAAACAUACAAAAAUUGGUAAAUCCAUAGAUAAUGAAACUCACCCAAAUUAAAAGAAAAAAAAAACAAAAAUAAAUAUGCAACAGAUGGUAUUAGAACAAAGAAGAGAAACUUUAGUAAUAAUUACAGCUUAGGAUGAACAAACGAAAACAAGAAAAAAAUCUCACAUUUAUUCAUUCAUUAUUCAAAUUCACUUAAAAUAAAUGGCAAGAGAUUAUGUAUUACCCUAGCUCCCCAGCUCCCCAGCUCCCCAACUCUCCAAAUCACCCCUCUCACAAGACAAAGACACCUUACUCCCUCUCCGGCCACCCGCCCGCCCCUCCAUUCAUAUGUAUUAAGGACAAUAUAAAGCUUUCUUUAAUCGUAUAUUUAUAAAUUAAAAGCAAAAAGGAAAGUAAAAAUAAUCCAUAAAUCUAGUAAAAAAUAUUAAGGAUAUACCUUAGCAUUCAUUUACAUAAAAAA
Stomoxys calcitrans (stable fly) is the source of this 4456-nucleotide messenger RNA. It is a transcript of the gene Dap160, whose product is annotated as intersectin-1. The coding region runs from base 32 to 3748 and encodes 1238 amino acids. The record is from RefSeq and is a predicted model, not a curated record. Gene Ontology annotation, molecular function: protein binding; calcium ion binding; molecular adaptor activity. The transcript has 12 exons. Gene Ontology annotation, biological process: endosomal transport; clathrin-dependent synaptic vesicle endocytosis. Gene Ontology annotation, cellular component: clathrin-coated pit; cytoplasm; intracellular vesicle. Lineage: Eukaryota; Metazoa; Arthropoda; Insecta; Diptera; Muscidae.